UGGUGUUACGGAUCAUACCGAUUGCUAUCUUUGGACUCCCGUCUCUCAGUAUAGUGAGAGGGAAAUCAUAAAAGGCUCAGCCCGAUGGGACCAUCACCCCAUCCUCUCAGCAAUACCCUAUAGGAUUAUACACUCAUUGUCGACAUGGGCGCGCCUCUAUACCAAGACUUUCCCACCUUCAAGGAACGGAUCGAGACUGGACUCUUCAUCAACAACGAGUUCGUUGAGAGCUCCGAUCGCUCGACUUUCGACCUCGUCUCACCCUUGAACAACAAGCUUCUCGCUAAAGUCAGCAGCGCUACCAAGGGAGAUGUAGACAAAGCUGUCGAUGCGGCCGAAGCUGCUUUUCCAGCCUGGUCGGCACUGACCGGCAAGCAGCGUGCAGGUUACCUUCGCAAACUGUCGGAUCGCAUCCUGGCUCACCGUGAACACCUCACUAACCUUGAGGUGAAUGCGAUCGGCAAGCCCAAGUCGACCCUAGAGUUCGAGUUUCAAUGGACUGUUGAAUUUCUCGACACUCUGGUUGCUCAAGCUGAGGCUAUCUACGGGAAUGUUUCGGUUAACCAGCCUGGGUUUAUGAAUUUGACCUACAAACAACCUUAUGGAGUUGUUGCUGGCAUCAUUCCAUGGAACUUGGGUACUCCUAUGAUGCUUUGGAAGAUUGGUCCAGCGGUCGCUGCAGGAAACUGCAUCGUCCUCAAGGCAUCAGAAAAAUCUCCCCUUAUUUCCAUCGAGGUUGCCAAGUGCAUCGUUGAAGCUGGCUUCCCCCCGGGAGUUAUCAACAUCCUUCAAGGAACCGGUCAGUCUGGCCAGUACAUCGCUGAACAUAUGAAGAUUCGCAAGCUGGCUUUUACUGGCUCAACUGCUACUGGUCGUCGUGUCCAGGCUGCUGCUGCCUUGAGCAACUUGAAAGUUGUUACACUUGAGCUCGGUGGAAAGUCCCCUUCGAUCAUCUUCGCAGAUGCCGAUCUGAAAUCGGCCGUUGAGACUGUUGCGUUGAGCUCGCUUGUUAACCUUGGACAAGUCUGCACGUCCAACACUCGCAUCUAUGUCGAGGAGUCAGUUGCGGACCAAUUCCUUGAGGGUCUCAAGCAAGCAUUCGCAGUCUGGACCUCUCUCCAGGGUGAUCCCAACGAUAACAACACACUCAUCUCCACAUUAGCCGACUCCAUCCAGACCAUGAACGUCAAUUCGCUCAUCGACGUCGCUAAGACGGAAGGGAAACUCGUCGUCGGUGGUGAGGGCAAGGGUGCUUUCGUUCAACCUACCAUCUUCAAGGACGUGGCUGAUGAUGCCAAGAUCAACACCACUGAAGUGUUCGGACCCGUGCUGGUCUACCACACUUUCAAAACGGAGGAGGAAGUUCUCAAACGGGCGAACGAUACCGAGUAUGGCUUGUUCUCUUCCGUCUUUACCUCCAACCUCGAUCGUGCCAUUCGUUUCUCGCGUAAGCUCGAGAGCGGAAUGGUCGGCAUUAAUUCUGCUUCUCCUCUACUUCAUUUCGAUGUACCGUUUGGUGGGUGGAAGCAGUCUGGUUAUGGGAAAGAAAUGGGUCCUCAUUGGGUUGAGAGCUGGACUCAGACCAAGACUGUCUACAUUAAGACUAACCUCUGAAGCCUAGAAAAUAAUGUACUUUACUUACGCGUGGGACACGUAAUCCGCUCGUGCUGUAAUUAUGAUCAUGACAUGCAUGCAUAGCUAAAUACAUUUCGUCCAUUCAUCCAACCUCGCCAUUUUGCGCCAACUACUUCCUUUCCUUUAUAAGACGAAAAUGGCUGGCGGUUGGCCUUAUGUGCAGGUCACGCCAUCAUCUGAAUCCGGCUAUAUGAUCCAGAUCGAUGUUCAUUUUUUUGUACCGCCGAAACACAGAACGUCCCUUCUUCAGAUCAAGACCCAUUGUACGGUAAGAUGAGCGAAAGACAGCCAUUCAAGAAACUCCCA
Cantharellus anzutake is the source of this 1941-nucleotide messenger RNA. RefSeq names its product aldehyde dehydrogenase. The record is from RefSeq and is a predicted model, not a curated record. Lineage: Eukaryota; Fungi; Basidiomycota; Agaricomycetes; Cantharellales; Hydnaceae. The coding region runs from base 145 to 1614 and encodes 489 amino acids. Gene Ontology annotation, molecular function: aldehyde dehydrogenase (NAD+) activity. The transcript is spliced from 11 exons.